AGGGCGGAGGAUGAGAGAGAGAGAGAGGGACAGAGAGAGAGAGGGAGGAGGAGGUGGGGGGAGCGCCUGAAUCCAUCUCUCUCCUCCCUGUGACGUCGCUCGGUCUGGUCCCGGGGUGCGCUGCUCCUCCAGUCCCGUCUCAGCACAAACCACUUCAGUCCUGCUGCCGCCUCCGUGCACACAAACCUGCGGUGCGACGCGCGCGUUACGGUGCGUUACGGGCACCCGGUGUCCUUCUUCUUCCUCGUCUUCAUUCUUCUUCUUCUACUCCACAUUCCUGUCUUGUCCCACAUUAUCAGUUUCCACACUCCUGCCUGAAGAAAGAGAGAGAGACAGACAGAGGAGAGAACCUGAGGCGGUGAAUAAAAAGAAGGAGAGGGGAGGAAAGGAGGAGAGAGAGAGAGAGAGAGGGGGAAAAAGAAAGAGAGAAGUCGCCGUCUUUCCUUCCCGGAGCUGAAUCCUCCACCGAGAAGAUGCUGAGAAUAUCCGGCGUGUUGGCUGUAGUGGCUCUGGGGCUGAGCGCCGCGCACAUCAAAGUGAAUAAACACAAGCCGUGGAUUGAGACAUCGUACCAUGGGGUGAUCACUGAAAACACCGACGUGGUCCUGCUGGAUCCUCCUCUGGUGGCCCUGGACAAAGACGCCCCCAUCCCCUACGCAGGGGAGAUCUGUGCAUUCAACAUCCAUGGGCUGGAGGCUCCGUUCGAGGCAGUGGUGCUGAACGGUACGUCUGGUGAGGGCCAGCUGAGGGCCCGGGGCCUGGUGGACUGCGAGCUGCAGAAGGAAUACACCUUCAUCAUCCAGGCUCACGACUGCGGUUCAGGUCCCGGGGGCACGGAGGGCAAAAAGUCUCACAAGGCGGUGGUGCACAUCCAGGUCAACGAUGUGAACGAGUUUGCGCCUGUGUUUCGGGAGCCCCAGUACCGAGCUGCAGUGACGGAGGGCAAGAUUUAUGACAGCAUCCUCCAGGUGGAGGCCACUGACCAAGACUGCUCCCCACAGUACAGCCAGAUCUGUAACUACCAGAUCACCACCACCAGAACACCCUUCGCUAUAGAUCGCAAUGGAAACAUCCGGAACACGGAGAAGCUGAGCUACGACCGGCAGCAGCAGUAUGAGAUCCAGGUGACGGCGUGGGACUGCGGCCAGAAGAGGGCGCUGCACAGCGUCCCGGUCCGCAUCGACGUCAAGCCCGUCUGCAAGCCUGGCUGGCAGGAUUGGAACAAGCGAGUGGACUACGAGCCAGGAACAGGAAGCAAGCAGCUGUUUCCUAAGAUGCACCUGGAGACGUGUGGCGGGCCGCUGUCGUCGGUGAGGACCACGGUGGAGCUGCAGACCAGCCACAUCGGGAAAGGCUGCGACCGGGAGACCUACUCUGAGAAAUCCCUGCAGAAACUCUGCGGGGCCUCCUCAGGCAGCACUGACCUUCUGCCCGCCCCCAGCACGGCCACCAAUUGGACGGCUUCCCUGGUGACUGACAGCGGCAGGGACAGCGACUUGAUCUUCAGGUUUGAUGGUCAUCAGGCGGCCAAAAUCCCAGACUGGGUGGUACCCCAGAAUCUGACGGACCAGUUCACCAUUGCAACCUGGAUGAAGCACGGACCCAGUCCUGGACUCAGAGCUGAGAAGGAGACUCUGCUCUGUAACUCUGACAAGACUGAGAUGAACCGCCAUCACUACUCGCUGUAUGUCCAUAAUUGCCGCCUGGUGUUCCUGCUGAGGAGAGACUUCACCCAGGUGGACACCUUCAGACCGGCCGAGUUCCACUGGAAACUGGAGCAGAUCUGUGACAAGGAGUGGCAUUACUACGUCAUCAACGUGGAGUUUCCAGUGGUGACGCUUUAUGUGGACGGAGUGACCUACGACCCCUACCUGGUGACUGACGACUGGCCCAUCCACCCCUCACAGAUUGACGUGCAGCUCACAGUCGGAGCCUGCUGGCAAGGUGGGGAGGUGACCAAGCCGCGGUUCACUCAGUACUUCCGGGGAAGCCUAUCUGGACUUACCAUCCGACCGGGGAAGAUAGAGAGCCAGAAAGUAAUUUCCUGUCUGCAGGCCUGCAAAGAGGGACUGGACAUCAACUCCCUCGAGAGUCUGGAUAAGAGCAUAAAGUUCCACUUUAACCCAGCCCAGUCUAUCUUGGUAAUGGAGGGAGAGGACCUGGAAAACAUGAACGCUGCUGUGAGGAAAGUUUCCUACAUAAACUCUCGUCAGUUUCCCACACCAGGCAUCCGACGUCUGCACAUCUCCACCACCGUCCAGUGUUUUGGUGAAGACACCUGUAUCACCAUCCCUGACAUCGAUGCGGUGGUGAUGGUGCUGCAGCCCAGUGAGCCCAGGAUCACCAUCACCGGGGUGGAGAGGCUGACUCGGCCGGCCUCCGACCUGACACCGGGAGGCAUCGCUCUGUUCCUGGACCUCCACAUCAUCAGCACCGUCACCAGGGCAGACGCCACCACACACCACACAGCUCGUCGAGCCGGGGUGCUGGAGGAGAUUAUUCAUAACUUGGACUACUGUGAUGUCCUGGUGCUGGGGGAGGAGCUGAGGCCGGAGCAGGAGUCCCUCCAGCUGCAGCGCAGCGCUCUGCUCGGAAAACACCUCGACGCCACCAACUCCACCUCUGGCAUGUCCAUAUAUGGUGUGGACUCCAUGUCUAACUAUGAGCAGGUGAUCCGACAGGUGCGUUACUACAACUGGCGGCCCGGACAGCUGACAGAGAGAAGGUUUCGCCUCACCUGCUCCGAGCUCAACGGACGCUACACAAGCAACGAGUUCAACCUGGAGGUGAGCGUUCUGCACAGCUCAGAGGCCGGGGAACCUGUCAAUCACAUGGUAGCCCCGCCCCAGUACAUGCAGGUGGUGCACCAUCCGUCCAUGAUCCAUGAGCUGUACCCCAGCCACAGCUCAGCCAUGCCGAGCGCUGCCACCGUGGUGAUCGUGAUGUGUAUCGCUGCUCUGGUGGUGGUGGUGGUCCUGGGCAUCUACCGCAUCCACCUGACCCACCAGCAGGAGGUCAAGCUGGCAGAGACCGCCAAAGAGGCAGACGGGACCUGGGACGACUCGGCUCUGACCAUCACGGUCAACCCCAUGGAGAACGUGCAGGGGCCCCAGGCUGCAGAGGAGGAGGCCAGCGAGGAGGAGGAGGAGGAGGAGGAAGAAGAGGAGGAGGAGGAGGAAGAUGAAGAGGAGGAGGAUGACAUCACCAGUGCUGAGUCAGACGACAGCGAGGAGGAAUUGGACGUCCAGCUACCCAGGAUGCAACGCCCAAGCAAGAAGGGCCAGAAGUGGGACAAAACAACGAUAUCUUAUUGAAACACACAUUCACAGUCACUCACACACACACACACACAUUCUGCAACACCUCCAAUCAGAUGGUUGAAACAAAAAGACUCUAUGUGAUGCUGAUGCUCUAAAAAAAUGAGGUAAUAUCUCCCCCUAAUGGAAGAUUCCACUGAGUGCAAUGAUUUAUCAGAAAACCUCCCGUUUUAUACAGAUGAUAAGAAAUAAUAUGACACUAAAACUGCUUGUCAAUCAAAUGACUUUCAUCCGUCUUAAAGGGACAGCUCGCCAAAUUUCGGCCCCUGAGAGCUGUUGUCUCUCUCCCAUUACAGUCCACAGCUACACACCUACAGUCUCUAAUGAAAUAAAGUUGUCUGAAUCUCAGUUUGUCGACCCUGCACCGCCAUACAUCCAGUUUAAUGUGUCACGUGUUCCACAGUGAGAUUUCUGAUGUCCCAUGAAAAAUGCAAAACAGUCUUUAAGAAAACUGAGUUGCAAAAGUAAAGAAAACUGACUAUUUUUGGUUUGUAUACUUUAUGUUAUUUAUCAGUCUUUAUUCUAGCCUAAGUGGCAAAGCCAGGUGAUUUUACAGAAAUAGCAUAUUUUCAAUGGUAUAAAAACAAACAAAAAAAGAUGAUCUGUGUGUCGUCAUGGUGAUUAGCUGAGGGGGUUUGGGGUUUUUGGGAAAGACAGACAGAGGAGUCUCCUUGUACAUUUUUAUACGCUCCUUUCUUGUAAAUACUGAGUAUAGUAGGUGAAA
This is a messenger RNA of Centropristis striata (black sea bass), 4041 nucleotides long. Its product is annotated as calsyntenin-2-like. The record is from RefSeq and is a predicted model, not a curated record. Gene Ontology annotation, molecular function: X11-like protein binding; amyloid-beta binding; kinesin binding. Gene Ontology annotation, cellular component: cell surface; postsynaptic membrane. Gene Ontology annotation, biological process: positive regulation of synapse assembly; positive regulation of synaptic transmission; homophilic cell-cell adhesion. NCBI's taxonomy places the organism in Eukaryota, Metazoa, Chordata, Actinopteri, Perciformes, Serranidae. Bases 474 to 3314 code for a protein of 946 amino acids. The transcript is spliced from 17 exons.